Messenger RNA from Drosophila suzukii, 973 nucleotides. RefSeq names its product 48 related 3 (gene Fer3). The record is from RefSeq and is a predicted model, not a curated record. NCBI's taxonomy places the organism in Eukaryota, Metazoa, Arthropoda, Insecta, Diptera, Drosophilidae. Gene Ontology annotation, molecular function: DNA-binding transcription factor activity, RNA polymerase II-specific; protein dimerization activity; RNA polymerase II transcription regulatory region sequence-specific DNA binding. Gene Ontology annotation, biological process: developmental process; regulation of transcription by RNA polymerase II.
UCAGAAUUUAUUGCAACACAGUCUUCCAAGCAGAACAGACCAAAGGUCUGACUUCCAAUUGCAGUAGUUAUCCAAUUAUCCAAUCCGACAGACAGUCAUGCAGCAUCCGCAUCCCAGUGACCAGCCCACCUACAUGCCGGAUGUUCCUUUCCAACCGCUUUGGGGUCAGGAGGCUCCUCCGCCGCCCAUAGUGCCCUACCAGGAGCUCAUCGCCGGAUUUCCCUGCACCGAUUUGUCUCUGUGGCAGCGAUCGCAGGUUACACCAUUGGUUGCCCAGCGUUCGUCGACAAAUGGCAGGGCCAACGGGUCCUCCAGCUCCUCAAAGAAGACCCGCCGCCGGGUGGCCAGCAUGGCCCAAAGGAGAGCUGCCAAUAUCCGCGAACGCCGACGGAUGUUCAACCUGAAUGAGGCCUUCGACAAAUUGCGCCGCAAGGUGCCCACCUUCGCCUACGAAAAACGGCUCUCCCGCAUCGAAACCCUCCGUCUGGCCAUCACCUACAUAGGAUUCAUGGCGGAGCUGCUCAGUGGGACACCCUCAAACUCCCACAAGUCCCGGUCGGAGGUCUACAGCACCAUGAAUGGACACCAUCAGGCGCCACCUCCGGCAAUCCACCCGCAUCAUUUGCACCCCGCGGCGGCCUAUCAACGCGACUUUGCCUCCCCCUAUAACCACAGUUUAACUUAGAAAGGCUCUUUAGAAUUAUCAGGGAGUUAUACACAUUAGACUAGACUAAUUUCCUAGUCUAUAAUUAUAAAAUAAUUAUAUAAUACAGCCGAAAACCGUUUGGUAUGGUGUGACGCCAGCAAAAAUAACUACAGGAAUUCCUGGAAGUUCUUAGUUGUACCUUCUCCGAUAAGUUAUACUCAAUUACUUGUAUAUACAAUUUAAUGAACCAUGUUAAUCAUAACUAUAAAUAAAUAAUUGUUUAAAAAACAUUAAAUAUUCUCUUAAGUUCUAAGUAUAUGGUAACCU